This is a messenger RNA of Babesia microti strain RI, 921 nucleotides long. RefSeq lists its product as hypothetical. Lineage: Eukaryota; Apicomplexa; Aconoidasida; Piroplasmida; Babesiidae. The transcript has 3 exons. Gene Ontology annotation, biological process: intra-Golgi vesicle-mediated transport; retrograde vesicle-mediated transport, Golgi to endoplasmic reticulum; endoplasmic reticulum to Golgi vesicle-mediated transport. Gene Ontology annotation, molecular function: protein binding; structural molecule activity. The coding region runs from base 1 to 921 and encodes 306 amino acids. The record is from RefSeq and is a predicted model, not a curated record. Gene Ontology annotation, cellular component: COPI vesicle coat.
AUGAACGCAAAUGACUUAUCUAAAGCUAUUUCCGAGAGAUUUACCACGGGAUACUACAGCAGAUGUUUGGAGCUAUGUAACAACAACCCUAGAAUUUCAACUUCAGAACUUAUCGCGCAAAGAUGCAAAAUUUGUCUAAAGCAAUUCUCGGACAUGACCGUCCUUUGCUCUUUGGACUCAGACGAUCCAAAUUCACGGGCAAUCGCUUUGUCUAAGCAGAUAGCUGAGUUAAGGAAAGGCACCGGUAAGAUCCCCCUGGAACACAAAGAAAUGCUAUUCCAAAGCUUAAAUGAUUUUAUGUACCACGGCAGUUCACAAGAAGAAUUACUGCCCGAAUCACUAACAUUACUGGCGGAUGCUUAUCUCCAGUUGGAAGAUCAUAAGUCUGCAAUCAAAUUGUGUUCCAAAAGCAAUGCACAAACCUGUGCCAUGGGGAUGUACAUACAUUUGAGGAUGAAUACUUACAGUAUGGCAUUGGAAAUAUCUAAAAGCGUGGCACUGCAACACAAUAAUUCCCCUACAUGUUUACUGGCUUCUGCCUACGCAAACUUUUCCAAUGGGAAGUGGUGUGAGGGAUUUGACCUUAUUAGCUCUGCGGAAAGGGCGCUGGAUGCACUAGACCCAAUGAUCGUACAGCAACCCGAUUCAGUCUGUUUUGCCACGGCAAAAGCUAUUGGCUAUAUGGGCAUGGGAGAUUGGCAGUUGGCCCUGGAGCACCUGGAACAGGUUAAAAAUGACCCCUGCAAUGAUGGAAAUUUGUUGGCAAACAUGGUGACUUGCUACUGGAAUUUGAAUAACGAGGAAGGGGCGCAGAAAACGUACAAGCUUUUAGAGGAAAGUUAUCCGAACAACACUUUGGUCGUGGAUACCAAGUUUAUCACACAAUGUGUGGAGGAAUUUGAAGCUAAAUACUGUAAAUGA